Messenger RNA from Moesziomyces antarcticus, 3936 nucleotides. Its product is annotated as von willebrand ring finger domain-containing protein. Lineage: Eukaryota; Fungi; Basidiomycota; Ustilaginomycetes; Ustilaginales; Ustilaginaceae. The transcript has a single exon. The coding region runs from base 1 to 3936 and encodes 1311 amino acids. The record is from RefSeq and is a predicted model, not a curated record. Gene Ontology annotation, molecular function: guanyl-nucleotide exchange factor activity. Gene Ontology annotation, cellular component: mating projection tip; cytoplasm; nucleus. Gene Ontology annotation, biological process: establishment of cell polarity; septin ring organization.
AUGGGUCUCUUUGACGUCGGAUCCCUCAGGUCCAAGAAGUUUUCUGCUACAAGGGAGGCUUCUACAAGCGAUUCUCAAUUCCUGCAGCGUCAAAACGACCAGAGGCUCGCUGCCGAUCUCGGACUCUACUCAAACUCGCGGCAAGCUGCUUCCACCCGAUCGCUUUCCGCCCAGCAUCCCGCUGCCCACCAUGCCGCUCCAGCUGGGCUUCACACAAAGCGCAGCGCCUCCGGCAUGUCCUCCACAGACGCACUCAGGCAGUCCAAGCUCGAACGCAUGAUGGGCGCCGGAGUGCCCCAGAUCCAAGUCGUCAGCCGCAAUGAUCGUCGAGCGCCUUCGGCUCAGAUCCACUCGAUCUCUGCAUCGGUCGAUUCGCAUCACCAUCGCUCGCAGCCCUCGCAGCAUACCAUUCGUGGCCCCGCAAUCUCCAGGACCAAGUCAAUCUCCGAGGCGAGCGAUGCCCACUCGAGCUUCUCGCGCUCCUUCUCCACCGACAUCUCCAACUCCAUGUCCGGCGCUUCCACAACCUUCACAGAGAUGGUCGAAGUCGACUGCCCUGUCUGUCUCGAGCCGCUCUCUCACCGCCUCGCAGGAGAAAAGCCGCACGUCGUCCCCACUUGCGGACACGCGCUCCACAACGCCUGCUUCACUGCAAUCUACGGCUCUCCCGAGGCGCUCCUCGCAGCACAGAACUCGGCGAGCCGCCUUCGCCCCGCAGGCUCCGCCUCCAGGCACAGCGUAGGCCCGCCCGGCAUGUGUGGUGUCUGCCGCAAGCCCAUCGCACUCGGCGAAGGAAACACCUCCAAGUCGCACAAGCUCGCCGGCAUCAAUGGCCUCGCAGCCGCAGCGCCGGCGCACGAUGCCGACGUCGCAUUCGCCGACGCCGACACACCCUCGCGCGCCCACCACGACGACCCGCUCGACCCGCCCUCCUCCACCAAACAUCGUCACGUCAUGAGCUCUUCGGCCUCCUUCUCGUCCACCUCGUCCAACACGCACACCCUGCCCACCGUGCGCGCCAGACCCGAAUUCCCCACCAUCUACUGCAAGCCCAACGGCAAGCAGCCAGCCAAGCUCAACGUCGUCUCCGUCCUUUCCAUCGAGGUCCCCAGCCGCCGCUCGCCCAACGACCCGCGCGACCACGCGCUCGACACCAUCUCGGACGAGUACGCAGAGGACAGCCUCAGCAACGGCGCGCGCGACGACGACGACGACAACUCCGACGACCUCAAACGCAGCGGAAACGGCUGGCCAGCCUCGGCCAAUGACGCUGCCUCCGACGACCGCAGCCGCAGCCGCAGCCCCAUGCCCGAUGCCCGUGUCGGAUUCACCGAGCAAGGCGACAAGCACAAUGUCAUGGCACGUGUCGAGUCGCCCAACGACCAGGGCUUCUCCUUUGGCGCUACCCCCGCCGGUCUGCCAGCCCUGGAUCCCACACGCGCCAUUCUCGAUGACCUGCAGCAGCGCGUCGCCGACUGGAAGGGCCACUCGAUCGAGCACUUUGGCCCGCUCGUUCUGCACGACCUGCUCAACAUCCGCCAGGACUCGGUCGUGCGCGAGUUCCACGUCUAUCUCUUCCAGGAAGCGCUCCUCUGCGUCACCGAAGAGAAGCGCAAGGGCCUCGGUCGAUUCAUCUCCAACCCAACCACCAACGGCGCCGCCGCCAACGACUCGGAUCUCGGCAAGCCCGCGCUCAAGCUCAAGGGUCGCAUCUACCUUCGCCACAUUCGCCGCGUGCUCGACUCGUCGGUCGCAGCAGAGCACACCUUGAGCAUCACCAUGGACGACGAGAACCUCGACCAAUUCGUUCUCUGCUUCCGCGACACCGGCACCAUGUCCGUCUGGCGAUCCAGGUUGCAGGAGCUCAUCGAGCCUGCCGACGCCUCCGCCUCUGCAUCGCCCGCUGUUCCCAUCGCAGAGCCAGCUGUGGCUGAUGCGACCCAAGCUCAGGGCAUGCCGUCUGCCCAGGUCGACGAGGCCGCCAAGCCGGCUCAUGCGCCCGGCGAGGCUGGUGCCGGCCUUGGCCUGAGCCCGCAUCGCAACGGCGGCUUCCAGGCCGUGACAAGCGGCUCGGCAUCCGUGCUGAGCGGCAAGUCUGGGUCGCAGCAAGGGGCGGCGGCCAACGCGCAGUCGCGAAACAGCCGCCGACUGUCCAAUGUCUCGUCAAGCCAGCAUAGCCAGCACGGCAACGGCGCCGCAGCCGCACGACGCAUCUCGGCCUCGAGCGAUGCCAUCCCGUCGUACCAGCAGUGGUCGAGCUCGGGCGGACUGGACCCACGUCUGCCGCCGCCAAGCAUGCUGCCUCACACGCCGAUCGACCUGGUGCUCAUGAUCUCGGUGCCGUCGGUGCUGCCAGAGCACGUCAGCGGCUCGAUCAGCUCGUCGGCGGCGCUCAAGCUGCGCCUCAUCCGCUCGUCGCUCGACUUUGUCAUCCACAGCCUCGGCCCCAACGACCGCAUCUCGCUCGUCGCCUUCACCGUGGGCAUCGAGGGCGAGGUGAAGCGCACGGGCCUGCUCAAUCCGCACCGCGAGCCGAGUCGACUGCUGCUCGAGGAGUUUGUGCAGAACAUCGGGCGGCCGUGGGAGACGCAGGACGCCGAUCCGUUCCGCGUGGAUCUGAGCCAGCUCGGCGGCUCGAGCGAGCGCAUCGACUCGGUGACGGCGGUCAACGUCGGCCUGGACGUGGUGCUGGGUCGCAAGGCCAAGAAUGCGGUGACGAGCAUGAUGCUCGUCAACGACACCUCGGAUGGACCCAAGCGCAACCAGAUGGACCUGGUCAUGGCGCGCGCCGAGGCGGCCAACGUGGCCAUUCACUGCUUUGGCUACGGCAAGACGCACGACCCUUCGUCGCUGUGGCUCAUCUCGAACCACACGCGCGGCUCGUACACGUUUGUGCGCGAGUGGUACCAGCUGCGCGAGUGCCUGGCGGGCUGCCUCGGCUCCACCAUGUCGGUGGCGCUCACCGAGGUCAAGGUGCACAUUGGCGUGCCGCACGACAACUGCUUCCGCAUCCGCAAGAUCGCCGGCCUGCCCGGCGCCAUCAUCUCGUCGAGCGGCAAGGACGUGGACGUGGACAUUGGCGAGCUCAAGUUUGGCGAGGCCAAGGAUCUGCUGGUGGAGCUCGAGCUGGACGUGGCGAGUCUGCUGCCGACGCUGCUCCAGCAGCGUCGCGAGAGCAAGAGCAUGGCGCUGGGGCCGAUCGAGCAGGGCAGUGCGACGGACGACUUUAUGCAGCGCAUGGGCAUCCAGGAUCUGAGCCUGGCAGACUCGGACGGCGCCGAGGGCUUCCUCGAGCAGAUGGUCGAGGAGAUCGGCGUGUUUGAGGCCGACCUCAGCUUCAAGGAUCCGGCGACGGGCAUGACCACCUCGCGGCUCGCCAAUCCGGGCAUCCUCACGCUCGAGAUCGACACGCACUCGCCCGAUCCGCUCACGAGCGGUCCGGCCGGGCUCGCGGCGAUCGUAGCCGAGCCCACGGUGACGCGACGUCGGCUGGAGGUGCUGGUGAGCGAGAUGAUGACGCGGUCGCUGCUGCUCAUCUCGCGCAAGAACUACGCCCAGGCGCUGCGGGUGAUUACCGAGACGCGACGCAUCAUCGAUACGGUGGUGCAGGCGCUCAACGGUCCGAAUCAGGCGAAGCGUCGGUCGGUGGUGGUGCAUCGCUCGAACCAGCGACGCGUGCGCGAGGCGGCCAACGCACGCACCAUCGCCUCGCUGCUCGCCAUGAUGGGCGAUCUGGACGUGCUGAGCGACGGGCUGGAGCACCAGCACCGCUCGAGCUUUGACCGCGACGGGCGCAACUUUGGCGCACAGCAGGCCAUGAUCCUGCGCAACCAGAAGGCGUGGACCGCGCGCACCGAUACCGAGCACCUCUACUUCCGCGACGACAAUGCGGCUGCCUUUACGGCGUGGUCGGCGUCGUUUGCGUCGAUGCGCUAA